AUGUCUCUUAAUAUUCGCGAAAUCACAACCCUUGCUUUUAGUGCUAGUGCCCUUAUAGCCGUUGCCUUUCCGGCACUUUUCUACCUUAAUAAAUAUGUUACAUUAAAAUGCUUGGACAAAAGAAUUGCAUCAUUAGAAGAUAAAAGAUGUUCAAAAUAUUUAUUGAUUGCAGAUAUUCCAAAACAAGUCCGACACAGAGCUGAAUUAUUAAGAGAGCAGGCUAUAAAAUUAACGCAAGAAAAACUAAUUUUUGAAAAGGAAGCAAAUAAAACAAUUCCGAAGUUACAAGUAUUAAUGUGGUUCGAAAGGUGUAAAGAAGAUGGUAAAGUGAAUAAAGAAAUAGUGGAGGAAUAUUUAGAGACCAUUAAUAAUAUAAGAGAGCAGAUUUGGAAAAUGGAAGAAGAAAUUAGAAGGAUGCGAAUGGAGUCUAAUGAUCUGAUGAAAAAUGGUGCUCGAAAAGCACAAGAUAUAUUGAAAGCAGAAAUUAAGGAAAUAGAACGACAAAUUGUUAUUGAGCGGAAUCGACAUAAGAGUAUUGAAAGCAGGAAAUUGAAAUGGUGGUAA
Molecule: messenger RNA, 564 nt
Organism: Racocetra persica
Lineage: Eukaryota; Fungi; Glomeromycota; Glomeromycetes; Diversisporales; Gigasporaceae
Source: the annotation of a GenBank genome assembly